Messenger RNA from Juglans regia (Persian walnut), 1786 nucleotides. RefSeq names its product zinc finger protein 4-like. The record is from RefSeq and is a predicted model, not a curated record. The transcript has a single exon. The coding region runs from base 855 to 1433 and encodes 192 amino acids. Lineage: Eukaryota; Viridiplantae; Streptophyta; Magnoliopsida; Fagales; Juglandaceae.
GAACAGUUUUACUAAUUACCAUAGAUGAACUACAUAGAAUAAUUACAAAAUAAACCGAUAAUGUAAAAUUCAGAAGCAGAUGUUGGUUCUCCUCCAAUAUAUUCUGCAAAAGUGGCUUUCCAGUGCUCAAAACGAACAGCUUCUAUCAACAGAGAAAGCAGCCCUUCUCCAGGGAGUAAUACUUUUUUUUUUAUAAGUUUCUCCAGGAGUAAUACUAAUAUCUCUACUCCAUUUUCUUUAAUCUUUCAAUCACCUAGAUUUGUCAAGUGGUUUCAGAGAUUUCCAAAAUCAACAGAAACAUCACUCUUCUUUAUAUGCAACACACAAACAUCCCAUCUUAGAAACAUCGUAUCCAAGUCACAAAGGUUCAACCAAUUGAAUUGCUUACUUGAUGGAUAAGCAGCACUCACGGCAGGCAGAGCAAAUAAAGGGUAAGCUUGUGAUUUUGACUAAUAAGGAUUUGUUGUAUGAUUGUCAAACCUUGUAUUUCUCUUGUUACUCCAAAGAGAACCAUGUAAGUCAUUGUGAUUUGAGGACAGAAAAAGAAGAGGCAAAAGCUGAAAGUGGGGAAUCCUAAGCCUGAACAGAGCAACAGUAAAGAUGACAUAAGCAGUGUCCCCCAGAGCACCGAGCAUCACUUAGUGGGGUCACCGAAUUGGGAUAAGAUUACAUAAAAAAAGGAACUUAACAAUCUCACUUCCCAUAAAGUCUGAUACCUCUUGCCACUGAAUCCUCUCUUCUUGUCUUCCUCUUUGAUCUAAUUCUUUAAAGAGAGCAUCACAACCAAUCCACAAGCCCUCUCUCUUCAUUCAGUCUCCUUUAACACUGUCAGCUGAUUUGAAAUUUGAGGAGACAUGUUCUUUCAGGGAGAAGAAGCAACUGAAACAGCACCAGAUGAACGGCAGGGUGAAAAAAAAAUCAGCAGUGGCGAUGAUGAUGGAGGAACUGAUUAUGACGAUCCAGGCGAGUGGCUGAAUCUGAGCCUAGGCAGGAAUGUGCUCUCAAUUGCUGAAGACCCUGAUAGACAACAAAAAACUGCUCCUACCAAGGUUUUCUCAUGCAACUUUUGCAAGAGAAAGUUCUUCAGCUCACAAGCAUUAGGGGGUCAUCAAAAUGCCCACAAGAGGGAAAGAGGUGCAGCCAGAAGAUAUCAGUCUCAUGGGAUGAUGAGGAUGAUGGGAUUACCCAUUAACACUCCCAUUGCCCGAUCGCUAGGCGUUCAGCCCCAUUCACUUGUGCACAAGCCAAGCAGAGAUUUAACUGCAAUUGUAACAAGAUUUAAUGAUGCCAACACAGGGUUUGGAAUGGCAUGGACGCCCUUCACGCUAGAGGACACAACAGAUUUACUGUGGCCAGGCAGCUUUCGUAUGGAUCCAAAACUACCACAGACAUCAUCAGAGCCACAGAAGCUAGACUUGAAUCUGCGGCUCUGACCCAUCCAUCCUUCAGCCUCAGUUUGGAAUUAAUUUUCCACUCUUUCUAUUGGAAUGGCUCUCGAUUUCUUCAUCCAACAAGGACAGAAACUAACCAAGUUAGGAUCUGGAGUUCUAAUACUCGACAUUCUAGAUGGUGGUUCUGCCCAAUGAAACUAGAAGAAAUACCAAAUAUUUCCUACCAGUUAUGCAUGUUGGAGCAUGAACAAAGUUGAAGCCUAACCUUGCUUUUCGGUUAUUCUGCUUUUGAUGCCUGAAAUAAAUCCUGGUGCACUACACACGUCGCAGAGUUUUUAAAGAGUCUUUCUUACCCUAAUUAUAAAUCUACUUCUAUUGUUUUCUUUUUCUUUUUC